AGUGCUUGCUUUUUACCCUACAUAUUUCUCUUUUUCAGACUCUGGAUGGCUUUGUUUUUGUGGUAGCAUCAGAUGGCAAAAUAAUGUACAUCUCAGAAACAGCAUCUGUACAUCUUGGCUUAUCUCAGGUGGAGCUUACUGGUAAUAGUAUUUAUGAGUACAUACAUCCUUCUGAUCAUGAUGAGAUGACAGCUGUUCUUACUGCUCACCAGCCUCUUCAUCCUCACCUCUUACAAGAAUAUGAAAUUGAGAGAUCAUUUUUCCUGAGAAUGAAGUGUGUCCUAGCCAAGAGGAAUGCAGGACUGACAUGCAGUGGCUACAAGGUGAUCCAUUGCAGUGGCUAUUUGAAGAUACGGCAGUAUAUGCUAGAUAUGUCUUUGUAUGAUUCCUGUUACCAAAUCGUUGGACUGGUGGCUGUAGGUCAAUCUUUACCUCCCAGUGCAAUCACUGAGAUCAAACUUCACAGUAACAUGUUUAUGUUCAGAGCAAGUUUGGACUUAAAAUUAAUAUUCCUAGAUUCCAGGGUGACUGAAUUAACUGGAUAUGAGCCCCAAGAUCUGAUAGAAAAAACCCUCUAUCACCAUGUUCAUGGCUGUGAUGUGUUCCAUUUACGAUAUGCUCAUCAUCUGUUGUUGGUGAAAGGCCAAGUCACAACCAAGUACUAUCGACUACUGUCCAAGCAUGGAGGCUGGGUUUGGGUACAGAGCUACGCUACUAUUGUGCAUAACAGCCGUUCAUCACGGCCUCACUGCAUAGUGAGUGUCAAUUAUGUCCUUACAGAUAUUGAGUAUAAGGAACUUCAGUUGUCACUGGACCAGGUUACCAUUUCUAAGUCACAGUUUUCAUGCAGAAACUCAGUACCUACCUCGCAGGAAACAAGGAAAAUAGUAAAACCCAAAAGUAAUAAAAUGAAGGCAAAACUCAGAACAACACCUUACCCACAACAGCAAUACAGCUCAUUCCAAACAGACAAACUGGAAUGCAGCCAGGUGGGAAACUGGCGAUCCAGCCCUGCAGUGAACGCUGCCACCAUUCAAGAACAAAACUUCCAUUCAGAAAACAGUGAACUUUUAUAUGCCCCGUCAUAUAGCUUGCCUUUCUCCUACCAUUAUGGACACUUCCCUGUAGAUUCUCAUGUCUUCAACAGCAAAAAGCAAAUGCUGCCUUCAAAGUUUGGGCAGUCUCAAGGAGCACCUUGUGAAGUGGCUCGAUUUUUCUUGAGUACGCUGCAGACAAAUGGAGAAUGCCAGUGGCAUUAUGCCACCAACUCCUUGGUACCCAACAGCCAGUCACCAUCCAAAAAUCUUUCUGAUCAGCCAGUGAACAUCAUCCGACAUAAUCUUGCACAGAGCUAUGAAGUGCCCAUAUCAAACAGAAGAUACAGCCAAGAUGCCCUACCCGACAACUUUACAAGCUGCACAGCAUCCAUGCCAGGCAGCAGAUACAAAGAAGAGAUUUAUGAUUCUGGCAUCGUGAAACCCAACAAGAUAGAAAACAGGAUUCAGCCGCCUCACCACCUCAUUAAAGAAGAAAACAAGUUAGCUUUUAACAGAGACCUACAAGAAAAAAUGAGCAUUAAUGAAAGUUCUUUCUCAAACUCCAUAGCUAACUCCUUGCUGCCAAAGUCAGAAUGUUUCCAGUCUAAAGCUAUAGGACAAUUAAGUCAUCUCCUGCCAAUGCCCUCAGUAUAUGAGCAAACCAGAAGGAUUUGUGUGAAAGAACCCAAAUAUGGGCAUAUUAGUCACCACGCUACAAAUCUAGAGGAAAUGGAUAGCGAUGAGAGAAUGACUGUAAAGCUUGAUCAUGACUCUGAAAGCGAACGUGUGAUGGAUGUGAGACCCUCUGGACAAGUCCCGUUUGUGCUUCUAAAUUAUCAUCAUGUUUUAGCCAAGCAUGGUACAUUUCAAACUUCAUCAUGUACAGCGACAGGACACGCAGGAGAAAAUUAUGGAUACAAUUCCGAGGAAGUAAAUACAUUUAUUUACAAAAACCAAAGCCCUUCAUCAGCUUCUUCUCCAGAAACCCACAAGGAAUCUGCACUACCCCAUUAUAUUGGAACUUCUGUAAUAAUAGCCAAUGGAAGGUGA
Messenger RNA from Phaethon lepturus (White-tailed tropicbird), 2087 nucleotides. RefSeq names its product single-minded family bHLH transcription factor 2 (gene SIM2). Gene Ontology annotation, biological process: regulation of transcription by RNA polymerase II. The record is from RefSeq and is a predicted model, not a curated record. The annotation marks the transcript as partial. The transcript has 9 exons. Gene Ontology annotation, molecular function: protein binding; RNA polymerase II transcription regulatory region sequence-specific DNA binding; DNA-binding transcription factor activity, RNA polymerase II-specific. NCBI's taxonomy places the organism in Eukaryota, Metazoa, Chordata, Aves, Phaethontiformes, Phaethontidae.